AUGGAAAAUAUUGAAAGAGAAAUAAGGAUAGUAAAAGAUGAAGGAGAGGAUAGCAAAUUGGUAAUAGGGGGAGACUUUGAUGCAAGGAUUGGGAAAGAAGAACAAUCGUAUGUGGGCACUAAUAAUGUUAACGGUAAAGAAGAGAUAGAGGAACAAAAAUCCAAGGUCGAACUUAAGAACAAGCAAGGAGAGUGUUUGCUGCAAUUAGCGGAAGAUAGGGCCUGGAAGGGUGUGAAGAACCGGGGAAUACAAAAAGAGAAAGAGGAAAUAAAAAAUAUUAUAUGCUGGGAGAAGGAAAAUGUGGAAGAUUAUCUUAAGAAAUUUAGCAAAUGGGAACUGUCAGACGGGAAUACAGAACAUACUUGGGAGGAAUUAAUAAGCAGAAUAAAAGCGAGCGUAAGAACAAGGGAGAUCAGAUGGAGUGAUAAGAGGAUAGGAUAUUUUAAAUGGUGGGAUAAACAAUGUAAAAAAGCAAAAAGACAGGUAAAAAGUAAAUAUACAAAAUGGAAAAGAGGGAAGAUUGCAAGAGAAGAAUACAUAGAGGAGAAGAAACGAUUCCGGGAAACGUGUAAUGAGAAGCGAGAGAAAGUAAAGCAACAAGAAAUGGAAGAGAUAAGAAAGAUUAAAACGGAGGUCCAAAUUUGGAAAUACGUAAAUAGAGAAAGGAUGACGCGACAGAGGUGGGGAGAGAGUAUAAAGAUGGAGGCAUGGGAACAGCAUUUUAUGAAUUUACUGAAUGGAUUUAAAGAGGUGAUGCGGAGCGAAGGUAGAAACUACGUGGGAGGAGAAGGGGAAGGGGAAGAUUGUUUGAAAGAGGAAGAGAUUGAAAAUGAUAUUAGAAUAAUGAAGAAAAAGAAAGCAGUAGGUAGCGAUCGUGUACCGGGGGAAGCUUGGAUAUACAGUGCAAGGAAUUCAAGAUCGAAGUUUAAAGAGUUGGUAAGAAAAAUUUGGAACGGUGAAGGAAUACCAAAAGAAUGGAAAAGAGCAAUUAUUAUGCCUACAUACAAGAAGGGAGAUGAGGGUGUGGUGCAAAAUUACAGAGGGAUAUCGAUACUGAAUGGAGCCUAUAAAAUUUAUGCAGCAAUAUUAAACGAGAGACUAGGAAAGGAAAUAGAAAAGAUUGAGAUAUUAAGUGAAACACAGGCAGGAUUUCGGAAACAAAGAGGGGUAUUGGACAUCUUUAUCCUUCAACAUAUAGUGGAAAGGGAAUUAGAAAAGAAGGGGCGGGGGAGGGAUUGUAGCGUUUUUUAUAGAUUUAAAAGCGGCAUUUGA
Eufriesea mexicana is the source of this 1272-nucleotide messenger RNA. RefSeq lists its product as uncharacterized. The coding region runs from base 1 to 1272 and encodes 423 amino acids. The transcript is spliced from 2 exons. NCBI's taxonomy places the organism in Eukaryota, Metazoa, Arthropoda, Insecta, Hymenoptera, Apidae. The record is from RefSeq and is a predicted model, not a curated record.